Molecule: messenger RNA, 1863 nt
Organism: Panicum hallii
Lineage: Eukaryota; Viridiplantae; Streptophyta; Magnoliopsida; Poales; Poaceae
Product: protein ASYMMETRIC LEAVES 2-like
Exons: 3
Coding region: 213-1082 (289 amino acids)
Source: RefSeq, a predicted model, not a curated record
UCUCUCUCUCUCUCUCUCUCUCUCUCUCUCUCUCUCUCUCCCUCCUGCGCUGCGUGACUGCGUCCUCCUCGUCGCGCCCGGCACCAUCCUGGCUUCUGCACCGCCGCGCGCCGUGGAGCAGAGAUCCGGCCCGGGGCGUCGGGCCAUGAAUUGAUCCCCUCGUCUAAUCCCCUGGCAUCGAGGAGGAGCGGCGCGCCGCCGCAGUCGGCGGGAUGUCGUCGUCCAGCUCGCCGUGCGCGGCGUGCAAGCUGCUGCGGCGCAAGUGCACGCAGGGGUGCGUCUUCGCGCCCUACUUCCCGCCCGACAACCCGGCCAAGUUCGCCAACGUGCACCGCGUCUUCGGCGCCAGCAACGUCUCCAAGCUCCUCAACGAGCUCCCGCAGGCGCAGCGGGAGGACGCCGUCAACUCGCUCGCGUACGAGGCCGAGGCGCGCCUCCGGGACCCCGUCUACGGCUGCGUCUCCUACAUCUCCGUCCUGCAGCUCAGGAUCAAGCAGGCCCGCGACGACCUCGCCGCCGCGCGCAAGGAGCUGGCCGGAUACAUCGGCCCCGCCGCCUUCGCGCCCUUCGUCGCCCCGCCGCAGUACCACCACCACCACCACCACCAGUACGCCGGCGUGCCCCUCGCCGCCGGGAUGGGGCUCGGCGUCGGCGUCGCGCAGCCGCAGCACGGGCACGGGCACGGCCACCCGCACCAGCAGAUCAUGGUGCAGCACCAGCAUCUCCACCACCAGCAGCAGAUGGCCGAGGCGCAGCAGCUGGCCGCCGCCGUCGAGGUCGCCAGGGAGCAGGACCUCAUGAUGAGGCAGGCCGCCGCCUACGCGCACGCCGUGCCAGGGAGCAGCGCCGGCGCCACGGUCGCCGUCGUGCCGCCCGAUGCGGUACCGUACGAGGGUGGUUUCCUCUUCCAGCAGCAGCAACCGCAGCCGUCGCAGGCGCAGACGGCCGUGGCGCUCACGUACCAGAUGGAGCAGUCCCCGCCGCCGUCGUCGUCGGGCCAGUCGCACCCGGAAGUGUCGCACCAGCAGAAUACGGACGGCAGCGACGAGGGCAGCGGUGGCGGCGGCGUGCCGCCGGCCUGAUCUGACGGUCGGCCGGGCGGCCGCGUGCCUCUGAUUUGUCCUUUCUUUAGCCCUUUUGUUUUCCUUGGUGUUACUUGUUCGUUAUGAUUUUUUUUCCCGUCUUCUUCAUCAUAUGGCGUCGGCAUCGAUCUAGGAUCCGUUCUUCCCAAAGGCAGGCGAGAUGGAUCCUUCUCAAGGUUCCUCGUGAUCAGUUGCCUUUCUUCCUCAAGAGUUAGAGCCAAAUAAAUGCAAGACAGAAGGAGUGGUAGGAAAUGGGGACAGAUACUCAUCAUGGAUCAGUGUAACACAGAUAAAUUAAUGGUGGGAAGGUGGAGAGAUGGGGUAGUAGAGGUAGACAGACACAGCAGAGAGAAGCAUGCACGGUGUACUGCAGUGCAGGAGGGGAGCAGCAAAUGGUGAAGUGAGAUAGUAGAGAAACAAAAUGCAUGCAAACUAAAGGUGUAUGCACUUUGCAGGAGGGAGCAGCAAGCAUGAAUAAAGAAGUUAACAAGAACAGUAGGAGCAGCUGAACAUAUAUCUUCGGUCACAUGUGCAUUUGUUGUUCAACCAUACGUAUCUUCUUUUCACCUUUUCAGCGCGGUUAUUAUUAGCAAUCUUUCGCCUUUCCUUUCUUUUUCCUUUUUUGUUAGUUUCUCACUCGUAAAUUCGUUCUGCCAUCUUGUGUAUAAGUGAAUAGAAGCCUUUAUCUGGACAUAAAUAGACGGAGCUAGUCAGUUUCUUUGUGACAUUAUCUUUUUUUUGCUGGAUUAUUCGGUAGCCUUCAUGCCUAUGGAUAGGGGGA